AAGCAGGGGUAAGGAGGGUACAAUGGCCAUCUGUUUACUCAGAUAAAUUGACUGUUAUCACUAAAGCCUCAGCCAACCUUCAUCAUUUUGAGUAGGGGAGACUUUGGGGAAGUUGAAUCUCCAAGCAUAUGAAGUGAACGCAACAAAUAUUAUCACGAGACAAGUGACCUUCCUUCUUCAGGCAGGGAAUAAGGCUCUAUUGUAUCAGGUUCCUAGAUCAGAUAAAAGGGUGUGCUUGGAUGGCGGGCACACGCCUAUAAUGCCAGCACUUUGGGAGGCUGAGGCGGGCAGAUCACUUGAGGUCAGGAGUUCGAGACCAGCCUGGCCAACAUGGUAAAACCCCGUCUACUACUACAAAAAUUAGCCAGGCACAGUGGCACGUGCCUGUAAUCCCAACUACUUGGGAGGCUGAGGCAGGAGAAUCGCUUCAACCCAGGAGGUAGAGGUCAUAGUGAGUUUAGAUCUUGGAAAUAAGUUAACGAUGAGGAAAGGUAGAAUAUGGGGGCAGACACAGGGUGGUUAAUACAAGUGGGGAAGCCUUCAAGAGGGCAGAAGGGAAGUUCUAGGCAUGGACUGGAGGGAGAGAGUCCUCCAGCUGUACACGUUGACUUCUUGCUGUAGGAACCGUAUCCUGACACAGACGCGAUGCGGUGUUCCAUUAGGAAAUGCUUCAUACAGUCAGUGGGCAUCGUAUUCCUGUGGCUCUUCAUCACUUUGAAAAUCCCCAAGGAAACUGAAGAUGACCAAAAUGAGGCCAGUUAUAACAGCAGGAAGGACCCAAGACCACUCGAAGACUGGCAGAACCUCACCUUCAAAUAUAUGGAAAAAAUCCAGAAGAGAAGAAAGACAUGGCUGACAGUGGGGAUAUCGUCAGUGCAGCAAGGGGACAGAAGCAGCCUCUUGUACACAUUGGUCUCCCUGUUCCGUGUUUCCUCUAAGGCUGAGCAGAAACACCUCACGGUGCUGGUCCACCUGGCAGAUUCUGACCUCACCUGGCUCAGAGAAACUGUUGCCCAUAUUUCAAGCCUCUUCAGCCCGCAGAUCUUGAAAGGGCAGUUGCUAAUGAUCCAUGCUCCAUCCGAUGCCUACCCCACUGUUGACAGCGUCAGAGAUGAAGCCUUUUGUGGCGAAUUCUACUCCAAGCAGAACGUAGAUCACGCCUUCCUCAUGAGCUUUGCCACAAAGCUCUCUGAUUACUUCCUGUUAAUAGAGGACAAUGCCUUUUUUGCCCCCAACUUUGUUACCCACAUUCAUUCAAGGGUGAACACCAUGAAGUCCAACUCAUGGGUGCUACUGGAGUUCUCCAAUAUGGGCUUCCUUGGCAAACUCUUUCACAGCAGGGACCUCCCGCUCCUGGCCCAUUUCCUCCUCCUCUUCUACAAGGAGAAACCCCUUGACAGCCUGAUUUCUCAUUUCCGUAUGCUCCUGGUCCAGGAAAGCCCAAUCCUCUGCAAACCUUUCCUAUUUUACCGCAGGGUCUCCUACACCACCUUUGAUCACAAGCAGAAGGCCACAGCACUUCAGAAAAAGAAUGCUGAUGGUCCCAACAACCCACCUGGAGCUGUCUUCACUGAUAUGCAGGUUUCCGACGUGCAUUUCCCCUGGGAGGCCUACACUCUGGAUGAGUCAUUCUUUUGGACACACAACCUUAGUACAGGAAACCACCUGACAGUGAUUCUGAACCAUCCAGCAAACCUGAGCAGAGUGCAAGUGAUAACGGGCUCCAUUGGAUGGGAGGUAUGCCCUGGAGAAGGGGCAGGUGGAGCUGGGCUACGAACCUGAGGGGGUGCCUCAGCACUGCACCAGCUUUGCCUUGCUGGGACAUCUUUUAGAGGGGCAGAUGGAUCAGGAGAUAUAUCUGAAAGGUAUGGGGUACCACGU
This is a messenger RNA of Macaca mulatta (Rhesus monkey), 1881 nucleotides long. It is a transcript of the gene MGAT4E, whose product is annotated as alpha-1,3-mannosyl-glycoprotein 4-beta-N-acetylglucosaminyltransferase-like protein MGAT4E. Gene Ontology annotation, molecular function: acetylglucosaminyltransferase activity. Gene Ontology annotation, biological process: protein N-linked glycosylation. Lineage: Eukaryota; Metazoa; Chordata; Mammalia; Primates; Cercopithecidae. The record is from RefSeq and is a predicted model, not a curated record.